UUUUAAAUUCCCUAAAAUGCCCAAAUUUUCCAAAUCACAGCAUUUUUUUAAAAGAAAAGUCAAUGAUUAUGUUAGUGAGAAAUUUAAAUGUAAAAGAAGGUUUGUGUAACGGAACCAGACUACAAGUAGCCAAUAUAGGCAAAUAUGUUUUAAAUUGUAUAAUAAAAAGUGGGGAUAAAAUUGGCGAGACGACACUCAUUCCAAGAAUUACAUUAAUUGAGGACAAAAAGUUCCCUUUUGUACUAAAAAGACAUCAAUUCCCCAUUAGGUUGGCCUUUGCCUUUACUAUAAAUAAAAGCCAGUCUCAAACAUUUGAGAAAAUUGGAAUAGAUUAUACAGAAGAUCCUUUUAGUCAUGGUCAAACAUAUGUUUCGUUAAGUAGGGCCAAAUCGUGGGAGAAAAUCAAGAUAAAAUUAUCCGAGAAAAAUAAAGAGAGAAGAAUAAAAAAUAUAGUGUGGAGGGAAGCUUUGCUCAAUUAA
Meloidogyne enterolobii is the source of this 479-nucleotide messenger RNA. The record is from the annotation of a GenBank genome assembly. NCBI's taxonomy places the organism in Eukaryota, Metazoa, Nematoda, Chromadorea, Rhabditida, Meloidogynidae.